This is a messenger RNA of Cladophialophora yegresii CBS 114405, 2067 nucleotides long. RefSeq lists its product as uncharacterized. The record is from RefSeq and is a predicted model, not a curated record. The transcript has a single exon. NCBI's taxonomy places the organism in Eukaryota, Fungi, Ascomycota, Eurotiomycetes, Chaetothyriales, Herpotrichiellaceae. The coding region runs from base 1 to 2067 and encodes 688 amino acids.
AUGGAUGGCUUCGACGAUGACUAUCAGCUGGACCUCCUGUUCCCCCUUCAGGCAGCGCCUGCGUUUCAGUACCUGAGCCCUACGCACCUCACCCAGACAUCGAUAUGGGCAAGCGUCGACGCCGACCUCAACACUGACGACGGUCAUCUUUCUUGGCCACUCGUUCACGACAUCAUCGACGACCCCCCGAUCAAUACAGCUGCGGUCGAUGCGCCUGCCAGCUUUCAUGUCUUUCCCCAAGACGUGACCGACAUGGUCAAUCGCAACUCUUUGUCAGAUUCGGAACUUUUUAUUGGUAUUGAUAUUCCUCCUACUCUUCAUAUCCCUCAGGCACCCCGAGUCCCAGGAUCGAGCCAUGCUUUCCACGUUACGGGAAACUGUGAAGAUCCUGCACACCUGCGCAGAAGGAGACGUCGUUGUUUAUGUUGCCAGGUAGACAAGGGAAACCGUCCAUGCCUCGGCUAUCCACUAUGCCAGCGAUGCAGCAUUCUCCCUGGUAUAAAGGCAACACCUCCUUCUUUGACGGACAUAUUGUACCUUGACUGGAGACUCUGGUUCUUCCUGUGCCGCGAUCUAGGCCAGAACAUUGCUCCUUUCCGCGAGGAGUUUCUCAGUGCCUCGCCGAUGCCUUUCGGAGCCCGUGCACCGGUUGUACUGGAGUUGGAACUUCAGGACAGGAUGCCCAGCUGCUAUCUCAGCAGUAACCAUCUAGUUGUCUUCGAACCUGACUUGGGGAAGCAAUCAUUCGUUUCCGUUCCUGAACCAGACCAGACCCUGGUCCGUGCCCCGACCAUCCGUACCUCGCAACUCGACUCGUUCGUAACAGGAUCCGUGUGGGGAGAAGCUUACUCCGUGGCGACGUCCCACAAACUUUCCGGCGACGAAAUUGCUCUGUUCUCGACUGCAAGGCUAUUCACUGGAUAUUUCUGUCUUCUCCACAAUCUGGGAAACACCGUAAUCGACAGUGGUUCGACCUUUGACAUUAGUCCAGCCCAGUUGUUGUCCAUGGAACUGAUCUAUACAUUGGCCUACCGGUUACAGAUGCUAUUCGCAGAGUUCGCCAAGCUUUGCACCAAGGUCACCCAGAAGAACGCGGACAAAAAGAAAGGCAGAAAGACGCAUGCAGUUGUCGUCCUCUAUGCGCUCGAGGUCGUCUACCGUGUCGUAGUGUCGAUGAAGACAUGCACUUGGGAUGUCCCUGCGGAGAACCCUUUCCAUCCUCUGCUUCGACUCUGGACGGGCUUCCAACGACAAUCACGCAAUAUCCUAUCGAGGAUAUUGGCAUACGAAUGCUACUACUCCGGGCUUGACAAUGAAGGGAGCCGAAUGAAGUUACCACCGAUUGUCAAAUUCGCUCGAGAGGGAAGCUGCAGGAGCCUUCCGAGCCACCUUAGUAUUUUCCCGCAGAGACACCGCCCUAUCUUUCUAACGGACCCCUUCCCAUCACUGAACAAAGGCCGCAGUAAUCAAUACCUGGUCGACCUUUUAGCAUGCCCCGACAACGACUUCUGGCUCAGUGUCGCCAAAGGGUCAUCUCGGCCUCGCAAACGCUUCCCAGAGUACAUGGUGGCUGAAAAUAACUCAAAAGUCUUCCGUAGCGAGGUUGCUGUGACAACAAAGGAUGACUCUGAGUGCACUCGGUCAAAUCCUUCCGUGAAAGUGGAGGCAACACUUCCCCCAACGCGACUGAACGAACUCGAGCUCCUGUCGCAUACCGUGGAGAGUCCAUGCUUGCAGGCCCAUGAAGGACACGACGUGUCAUCUUCGGGCAAUCAACAUUUCGCUUCCGACGCCAGCUACAUCGGAGUAGGUGUGUACCUGGAUUCGUCGCAGCGCGGUAUUAGUCCAUCCUUCACUGCGAUCGACUCAGAUACCGAUGGACUCCAAAGACUCUUGGCGUCAUUUCAACGAUGGAACAGAUGGGUAGAGCAGCGAAACCUUGAUGGAGCCUCCAAGACUCCACCUGUCGCACGUCUGAGCCAAACUUGGCGGCUGAAGCAGGCUUGUUUCUCUUCCCAGCGGUUGAAGCGGAAACGGUCAGGCCCGAUGUUGGCGUUCCGCGAUUAA